GGAAGCAUCUCAUAAAAGUGGCCGUGAGUUCAUUUAUUCUCACAAUAAUCAAUCGACGCAAAUAUUUGCCGAGUUAAAAAAAACUUUUGGGAUCAACAUACACAGAUGAUCAAUGUUGGAAGGAUGGUACUGUCGGUCAAUUGCAAACAACAAUGCAGAAGUCGAGGAUGACGAGGAAGACAGUCCUGAAGAAGAAGUUCCUAAUUAUAAGGAUCAAUAUCGUAAUUUAAAACGAAAACUUAAAUUUUUAAUUUACGAAAAUGAAUGUUUCCAAGAAGCUUUGAGAUCAACCCAGCGUAAAUUAUUAAAAGUAAAUCGUGACAAAAGUUUUUUACUCGAUCGUUUGCUUCAGUACGAAAAAGUCGACGCCUCAUUCAGUGAAAGUGAUGAAACCGAAUCGUCCGACGAUGACGUGUCACGAUUAGAAACCUCAAACAAAAAAAGGAAAGUAGAAGUAAAUAUAAAUAAUCACACUCCCCACGGUCCAUCGCCAGUCAAAUCUUCAAGUACAACUAAGAAGAAAAAGUCUGCUCCAAAAUCUGCUCCGAAAGCUCAGGCCAACCCCCCUAUUCAGACCUCGAACAACGUAAUGUCAAUGGUGUCAAUGAUUUCCGAUGGACACAUGACCCCCGAAGAGGUCGAGCGACACUUAGAGUCGCGUCAGACGUACCUGGAACUGGUGCCCGAAAAAGCGCCGCCGACUGUCCCAACCGAAAUGUUCAGCAACGACCCGUCUUUAGACAGUGAGUCUAAUGAAGUCGGUGAACUUGAAACCUCGCCGAGUAAUAUGGGAGAAGAUUGUCUCAGUGCUGACAUGAUGGCUGAAUAAACUCUUUUUUUUAUUUAAAUUAUAAAUCAGUUAAUAAAUUUAAAAUGGUUUUCUUAUAAAUAGAUAAUGUACUUGCGAAUAAAUUAAAAAUUUUUCAUAUAUAAAUUCACUUGUU
Messenger RNA from Microplitis demolitor, 944 nucleotides. Its product is annotated as INO80 complex subunit E. The transcript has 3 exons. Gene Ontology annotation, biological process: chromatin remodeling. Bases 113 to 829 code for a protein of 238 amino acids. The record is from RefSeq and is a predicted model, not a curated record. Gene Ontology annotation, cellular component: Ino80 complex; nucleus. Lineage: Eukaryota; Metazoa; Arthropoda; Insecta; Hymenoptera; Braconidae.